CUACGUUUGAGUUGCGAGCGGAGCGCACGUCCCUCAUUCCUCUCUCCGACUACACACGAUCGCGAUUUAUACACGGAAAAUUAAUAACAAACGGAGCUUGUGUUCUGUGAUCUGAACUGGAUUUUCGGCGUACUAGUGCUCCUGUGGAUUAUAUGUACAAGUGACUGUUGAGUAAAUUUGAAACAAAUUCAAUUUCGAAGCACUGAACGGACUUUAACUUAAAUUGCAUCUGAUAUUCCGAGAAUAAGGUUUUGGCUGCAGACCUAAACAAAACCAUAAGCUAAUGAUUUGGAUUUCUGCAGCGUUAUAACAUCAAGCCUAUAAUUAGGUAGGUAUUAGGUGGCUCAUAUAUGAAAUGUUAUGGGCUCACGCGGCGUAGCACACUGGAGUUGGGUGGUAGUGGUGGCGUGGGCAUGGACGGCAGCUGCUCGAACAUUGUGUCCCCCGCGAUGUGCCUGCGACGAUGCGCUCAGAGCAGCCUCUUGCGCCAACGCAGGCCUCGAAAUUGUACCUAUACAACUAAAUCCAGAAGCGACCCACAUAAACCUCACCCACAACUCUAUCGACAACCUUCUCUACACCUUCGGUUUCUACACACAACUAACCAUCCUCGAUAUCUCCUACAACAGAGUACAAGACUUAGGUAGUAAAAAUUUUGAUAACAAUAUUGAGAUGACGCAUCUUAAUGUAAGUCACAAUGCACUAAGAAAAUUAGAUAAGGACACCUUUGUGGGGCUGAAGAGGCUUAUUGAUCUGGAUUUAUCGAAUAACGAGAUAUCCAUUAUACACGUGCAAACAUUCAAAGAUCUCUCAGUAUUAGAAAGACUUGAUUUAUCAAAUAAUAAGUUGGUGACUUUUGAAGCAGAUACAUUUGAACCUUUAUCUUCUCUGAGAAUUCUCUCUUUGAAGAAUAAUUCUAUACUGGAGAUACCGUCAGUUAAUUUAUUGACUGUAAUUCAUAUGGAAUUUUUAGAUUUAUCUGAAAAUUUAAUACAAAAAAUAUCAAAGCACGGUAUUCCGUACUUAAAGGAAUUAAGACAUUUAGAUUUGAAUAAUAAUAUAAUCGAAGAAAUCGAUCCACUUGGAUUACAUAACUUGCCAUCCUUGCGGCAUCUAGACUUAAGUGAUAACAAUAUGACUACAAUUCCUACAUCUGCACUGUCAAAGUUAUCCAAUUUAUCGCACUUGUACUUGAGUGGUAAUUUCUUCUAUAAUAUAACAUCACUGUCUUUCCAAAGUCUAUUUCAUUUAAAACAUUUACAUCUAAGUAGAAUAUUCAAUUUAGAGAGAAUAGAUGCUAGAGCUUUUGUUGAUAAUAUUAAUUUACAAAAGAUAUGGAUGAAUGAAAAUUUAAGAGUGAGAGAAGUGCCUCCAAGAUUAUUUCACGGAAAUCCUAAAUUGACUCAUAUUUAUAUGAAAAAUAAUGCUUUAGAAACACUCGAAGCAUCACAUUUUCCUAUCGACACAUUGCAAGAGCUGGAAAUUUCUGGCAAUCCAUUUGUAUGUAACUGCUCGCUCCUAUGGCUUUGGAAGCUUGGAAGAGAAUGUGAAAUCCGUAGCAAAAAGUCAGAAAAUACAAGCACUAUAUUGAAAAUUGAUUAUGAAAAUAUCAAAUGUGCUGCACCUAAUCACUUGAAGGGCAUUCACUUCGUCCAAAUCCCAGAAUCGGAAUUCGGCUGUUCCAGUGGUUGGGUGGUAGUUGCUAUUGUAGUAAUGACCAUUAGUAUCAUUACUAGCAUAGUUGGAGGAGUUUUGUACUUCAUGGGACCGUUAAAAAAGUGUAAAGGAAAUAAAUCAAAACAAGUGAUGACCAGCGUCAUGUUAAAUGGCGACGUUUCAAAGCUCGGCAAUGGGUUGGUGUAUACGACGCGUGGCAGAGAAGCUGAUAACAAAAGAGAAGUCGACAGGUAUCUAAUGAUUGGAUCGUCGGUUACGAAUAACUUCCAUUCUUUAAAUCCACCUUGGCAGAGCAUGGACAAGAAUCCUUAUUACCAAGAGGAUAGUGAAGAACACAUUUAUCAACAAUUUGCGUAUGAAACUAUUACUCCGCACAGGACCCCUGAAAAACCACAUAUAGUGUAUGUGUAACAUAAGGCUAUAGUGAUAAACGUUGUGAAUAACAUUAUAAGAUUAUUCAAACGUUUCACAAAAGACAAUUAAACACGGACGUGACUACGAGUACUAAAACUUGCAAUAAUGUAAAUAGUGAUAUGAAUUUGUAAGAUGUGAUAGCUUUGUAUAUAAAGAUGUAUAUAAGUUAAUUUUUAAUGUUUUCGAUUUUGUACUUAACUUGUUUAGAUAUUAUUAUUGUGAAUAUAUUUUUCGCUCGAUCCUUAAAUGUACAGUUAGAAUGUUAGCUGUUAUUGCGCUUUUACGUUGAUAUUUCGUCCGUUCCUCGCCUCAUCAUUUAAGUGAUGUUGUAUAUUUUUCUCCUAAACUUUUAUUCCUUCUUUAUUUACUCUGUAGUUCCUCCAAUAGUACAUAGCCAUUUAAAGUAUUGUAAUAAAUUAUAUUUAAAUCAUGUAAUUAAAUUGUAGCAAUACAUUAAUUAUAUUUUCUGAAAUAAAACACCAAUACUUUAUGAAAACUUUGUACAAAAAUGAGCAAUAUAGAAUACUUACUUCAUACUAUAAUAUAACGCGUUAACUUUUAUUAUUGAGAAUAUUGUUAAAGUAUACUAAUUGUAUUUAGGAAUGAAUUAUAAAGUAAUAAUUCGCUUAGAACAAUAAUAGCAUUGUCAGAAUCGUAUUCGGGAUAGAUUGGAAGUCAGAUGUAGGAGAGACACAAAAAUAACGUUACUGAAAUUUAUAAUGAUCAGUUUAUUUUCGUGCUGGAGUUUUAAAUAAUCUAACUUGAACAACUAACUCGAAUAACUAACGAGUCGAAUAAUUAACCGUCAGCUACCUAACUGCGCUGUAACUUUUUAGUUAUUUUGCGUUUACGCUGGCUGGUAAUUUUCAGAUUUUUUAGAAUGGGCAAAACAAUGCAUUAGUAUAUGAGAAAGCAAGACGUGAUUCUUUUUAUUUAUAUUGAUUUAUUGUACAAUCACAAUGACUUUAAAUACUAUCAAGUCUGGAUUCAGAAUACCUAAACGCAUAUAGUAAUCAAACAUGACACACUAUAAAUCGUCUGUAAAGGAGUCAUAGACGGACUACGAUACAACAGUACAGACUUUAGCAGUAUAUAGAAAAAAGUACUAGCAACCUUCGACCCUAUUUCAACUCUCUGACUUCUUAUCUAUCCCCAAUUGAUGUAAUAUUCAUGUAUAAUAUGCAAUAAACCAGUUGCUCUGAUGGUAAGGGGUACAAAACGAAGUUAGUACAUUAUUUAUUGGCUAUUUUUGUAGAUUAAUUUCAUGAUACCUUAACCAUUUUGUUAUUAAGAUGUUCUGGAAUCAAUAUUUUUAUACUUAUUAAUAUUAUACGGCCAAUUUAAAUGUUUAUUAACCGAAAUGAGAUUUAAUGAAAUUAGUGAUUAUUAUUGGAGAGAAUCUCUAAGGUGGCUAGGAAUAAAAAAAUUCUGUUAAAAUGAUUUCAUGAAAAUUUAGAAGCAUAUAUGAUGGCUUAAAUACGUUAUAUGCCCUUGCAAUAAUUUUAUACACGAUUUAUAUCAAAUACCUGUAAAACUCCCUUAUUGCCUAUCAUAACCCAGAUUAUAACUAAUCGAAUUAGCGCAUACAGUCAUAUGAUAGAAUAAGAAUAUUUAUACCUACCUUAAACUUUUGUUAUGAAACUUAUUUAAAUAUAUAACGCAUUGAAACAAACGACAAAUAAAC
Messenger RNA from Zerene cesonia (dogface butterfly), 3775 nucleotides. RefSeq names its product toll-like receptor Tollo. Gene Ontology annotation, cellular component: extracellular matrix. Gene Ontology annotation, molecular function: protein binding. Bases 361 to 2088 code for a protein of 575 amino acids. Lineage: Eukaryota; Metazoa; Arthropoda; Insecta; Lepidoptera; Pieridae. The record is from RefSeq and is a predicted model, not a curated record. The transcript has 3 exons.